Messenger RNA from Miscanthus lutarioriparius, 2466 nucleotides. The record is from the annotation of a GenBank genome assembly. Lineage: Eukaryota; Viridiplantae; Streptophyta; Magnoliopsida; Poales; Poaceae.
AUGGCCGGCGAAUCCACAUCUCGGAGGCUCCUCCGUCGGGACCGGCCGCGAAGACGGGGAGGUUUGGCUGGUUUUCCGUUCAUCAAGAAACUGAAGCCAGCCACAGCACACAAGCGACGAACAAGCCAGCAAGUCCGGUGGUGGAAGCACAGGGUAACUGAAGCAGGAAUUAAUGCGAGGGAAAUUCCACAUCGCAAGGAUGAACACCAAAUCUUUGCAGCCGCCUGCAUUCCGAUCCCCGCUCCUCCCCCAAUCCCCUUUGCCCCUGCUAUAAAUCCCCCCUUCCGAGAUGGAAAUUCCACAUCGCAAGUCUGCUGCACUGCUCUUCAACCGGAAAUCGCCUCGCUUACUUCGCUUGCCUCGCUUACUUCGCUUUUUCCUCUGUCUCUGUUGCUCGCCGGAGGUUCUCGGACGGAAGACACUGCAGAAGGGGAAGAGAUGGCCGCGGACACUUUCCCAGCGGGGCUGCGCGUGCUCGCCGUCGACGACGACCGCGUCUGCCUCAAGGUCCUAGAGAGGCAGCUGAAGUAUUGCAACUACAACGUGACAAUGCUGACGGACGCCCAGACGGCGCUGGACAUGCUCAGGGAGAGGAAGGACGAGAACCAGUUCGACCUGGUGAUCACCGACGUCUACAUGCCCAAAAUGGACGGCUUCAAGCUCCUUGAGCUCAUCGGCCUGGAGAUGGAUCUCCCAGUCAUCAUGCUAUCCGCGAACAGUGAGACACAGACUAUAAUGAAAGGGAUAAAGCAUGGAGCCUGUGAUUAUAUGGUAAAGCCAGUGCGCCUCGAACAGCUUAGGGGCAUAUGGACACAUGUGGUUAAGAAUAGUAAGACUGGUGAUGCUGCACGGAAGUUGCCAUCUGGGGAUGGUGAUGAAGUUGAGAAGGUUGGAGCAAACCACGCCAAGAAGUAUUCAAGGAAAAACAAAAAGGCUGUGGAUGUUGCUGAUGAGGACAACGAGAACACAUCAACCCAGAAGAAGCUUAGGGUCCAGUGGUGUGGUGAACUACACUGGAAGUUUGUACAAGCUGUCAAUCAGAUUGGCAUGGACAGGGCUGUUCCUAAGAAGAUAUUAGAAGUCAUGAAUGUGGAAGGCCUUACUAAAGAGAAUGUCGCCAGUCAUCUGCAGAAGUACCGAAUCUACCUCAGAAAGCUCAACGAGGGCACACUGAGGAAUUCUAAUCCAUUUGCUGAUGAAACUGAAGCACUGCGGAGAAACAUGAAUGUCCCAUCCUUCAUUGGCUCUCCAAGCUCAAGCAACCAUUUUGCAAAGAUGAAUUCCUCAUCUGCAAUUGGAACGCAAGCUUCGCUGCCCACAGAGUCAGUUCAGGUCAUGAGCUCCCAACUGGGCAUUCCUCCGUCAAACAUGGAACCAGUUGGUCACAGUGUCAACCUGCCCAAAGAUGUUGUGCCUAUGCCAGUGCAGGAUAUCAGCAGAUUCAACACUUCUGGCAAGUCCUACGCACCUGUAUCGAGUGGUGGGCUGCCAGGUGCAAGCCAGUGCUUCCGUUCUGGUCCUUCUGGCAGCUCCUUUGCAAAUAGUUCAAAUGGUGUGGUGUUGAACGCAAGCAAAGCUUUCUAUGCUGAUAUUUCUGGGAGUUCAUUUGCAAAUAUCUCAAAUGACAGUCCACCAUUGACCUCGAACAUGUCCUUUUCUUCGUCUCGUUCCUGCAGCUCCUAUGCGAGCAUGUUGCGUGCCAAGAUUUUGGGGUCAAGCAGAGGUAUUCCUUUCAAAGACAUAUCAGAUGGUGAGAUGUUGGCUCCUUCUGGUCAUUUACCAUUGCAAUCUCCUGACUUGGUGAACCAGCCUUCGGUUCAGCUUCAAUCAUGUUCUGCUGGCCAAUUUAACAAGGUUGCCAGCGAAGUUCACCAAAUUGCAGGACCUAGCAACUCCUCGAAAGUUGCUGUGCCGUCAAGGUUUUCUGAUCUUGGUCAUAAUGUUGGAACAUCUGAAGAUCCUUCGCAGGGUAACAUUUCCAAGAUCAACCAAUUGUCAAGAUUUGCAGGCUCCUCUGGACAGAUUCCAACUUUCGGAAAUGAGUAUCAGAAGAAAAUUGCAGGAAUCAUGGGGAACACCGUACCAAUGGUAGGUUUCAGAGAGCAGGUGGCAACAUUUAGUUUUGGAAACAACACGCACUCUACAGCGACGCCGAUUGGCAAUUCUGCUUUGGCUAGUUCUUCAAGCACCAGACCUGACCUUCAGAUAGACAACAAUUCUGCCAUGCCGACCCAGGUGCUGAAUGGCGGUGGUGCAAGUGACAACCUACAUGUAGGUAGCACUGUUAAUCAGCAAGCUAUUAGUGACCAAGUGAAUAACAUCAAUGAUUUCGUCAUGGGAACAUGUGAGGAACAGAAUGGGGAGAGCUAUGACUUGGAUGAUUUCGUCAUGGGAACAUGUGAGGAACAAGAUUUCAUCAACAAUGGUGGUCCUUUCAUCGAUGGGGACUGGGAGUUUGCCCCUUGA